AUGAAAGAUUGGGUUGGGUUCGGGGAUGAUGAGCAUACAUCUUACCCGUCGGAUCCAUCUCGAUCCGCAUCCACCGUCCACCACUCUGUUCGUGAGGUGGAUUAUGCCAUCCUUACGAAGGCUACUGUGGUGAUACUCAUGUGUGGUUUUGAGCUCGAUGCAAUUGCGCAAGAAGUGGCUGUUACUCGUUCUUGGAUCUUCGGGGUAUCUCCGAUCAUAUCUUUGACAGGUUGUCACGUGUUCCGCUGUCGCGUGUUCCGAGUUCCGAAUGCGUCUUUACUAUGAGGAAUUUCUUGCGACUGUUGUACGAGUGCCUCGAUGUUUGUGAUGCAUCCUGGUUCUCACUCUCUUUCGUGGGUUGUGUCCACGAAGGCAACCAAUAAAACGUCUUAACCAUCUCUCCACGUUUGUCAACCGGGUCAGCCGUGCUAAUCCAGCAGCACUAGGCUUGGGGCCGAUCAACACUCUAGAGCCGGUGUAGAUGAUGACGGUAUGGUAAGGCAGGGAUGCCCGGGGCACCGCCCGCCGGGAGUACGACCGCGGCGAGCGGCGGAGGAGAGUCAUCGGGAGGGGCGCACACCCUUCCGGGCGCUGGGUUUUCGACGGAGCACGCGCCAAGUACCGGACGGGGACUCGAGGGAGCGAGAGGACUGCUAGGCCCAGCGCCACGAGCGCACACGCCAUCCGAGGGAGGUACCUCGCGAGAAGGCGCCCACAGCGAGCAGGCCGCAUGCUAUGCCACAUACUCACACGCCCGGAUCCCGCGCCUGAAACAACUGAGCUUUGAUGGCCAUGAGAAGAACUGACUCAUGUUCAAAAACGAGUUAACUACGCAGGUCCAAACAUGCGGAACGGAUCGUGCCUUGAAUGAUAGCAGGGACAUUGUGGUACAAGGUGUAGAUGAUGACGGUAUGGUAAGGCAGGGAGUGAGGAGAGAGGAGAUUGCCGUGUACCGAGAUCUGUGGGUAUUGCUGACCGAAGCGAUCUCAGAAUAUGCGACCAAGAUUAUGGUGUUUGGUUGCAAAGGACCCUCAGCAGCGUGGCGUGCGUUGGAAGAGACAUUUUCUCCGUUGACAGGCGGCGAGAAAAUAUCACUGAUGGCAAAGUUUUUCGACGCCCAAUAGGGGAAGAACCAGGAUCCACGAGUGUUCUAUCAGGAGUUCAAGUCCAUGGUGACCAGCCUAGAGUUGGCAUUUGAACAACCCAUCCCAAAGAUGCUCGUUUAUGCGCGAUUCCUCGACGCGCUUUCACCGGAAUUCGAAGUUCAAAAGC
This is a messenger RNA of Ectocarpus sp. CCAP 1310/34, 1272 nucleotides long. Lineage: Eukaryota; Phaeophyceae; Ectocarpales; Ectocarpaceae. The record is from the annotation of a GenBank genome assembly.